Exophiala xenobiotica is the source of this 1524-nucleotide messenger RNA. RefSeq lists its product as uncharacterized. Lineage: Eukaryota; Fungi; Ascomycota; Eurotiomycetes; Chaetothyriales; Herpotrichiellaceae. The record is from RefSeq and is a predicted model, not a curated record. The transcript has 4 exons. Bases 1 to 1524 code for a protein of 507 amino acids.
AUGGGUCUUGAGAACGCAAGAGCGUCACUCGACGCAGCGGCGCACGGAGUGUCGCUGACAGCAAAAGCUGAUCAAGCUGCCGAGAAGUUGCACAUGCCUGAAGCUGAGGUCACUCAGCAUGUUUCUGGGACGGUCGAGACGGCCCAGGCCCGGCCACGGAGAGUCCUCGGCCUCAGCAUCUUCCCCUACAGCCAUCCCAGGAUUCAGGCAUGCAUGCUGGGCCUUGUCCUAUUUAUGACAGUGGGAAUGUACAACGUCUUAACAUUCCUGGGAGGCGCAGGGCAGCAGACGGCCUAUCUUUCCGAUAUCUCGAACAUCGCCUUGUACACGGUCUUCAGCUUUUUUUGCCUGAUCGCGCCGGCAUGUCUCAACUUCUUCGGGUUACGCCCGACCCUGUGUUUCGGUGGUCUCGGUUAUGCCGCAUAUGCCGCCAGCCUGUGGUGUUACAACUAUACCGGGAACGUGCCCUUCGUCGUCUUUGGCGGUUGCUGGUGUGGUCUGUCUGCGGCUUUUCUGUGGACCGCUGAAGGAGCGGGUCUCACCUCUUUCGCAUCAGAAGACAAAAAAGGACUGUACGUGUCCAUCGUCUGGUCUAUCUACCAGUUUGGCCUUGUUAUAGGCGCAGCUAUUCCGGUUGCCCAAAAUUGGAACGCUGGCGAUGGCAACGACAGCCGAGUGAACAACGGCACCUACAUUGGUCUCAUGGUUCUGAUGCUUACCGGUGCAUGCCUGGGAGCAGCAUUGUACCCAUGGCACAAGAUUGUCCGGGAGGACGGAUCCCGGGUCACGUUGGAGCGCCAAAAGACAUUCGUUGAAGAGGUACAUGCUUCCAUCCAGGUCAUCUCAAGGAAUCGAUGGAUAGUUUUCUUCUUUCCAAUGUGUUGGGCCGUCAACUUUUUCGGUGUGUAUCAAAACAACGACUUCAACGGCGUGGUGUUCACCGUCCGAGGUCGCGCUCUCAAUACCUUUCUAUCCGGCAUUGUCCAGGUCCUCGCACCCUGGGUCACGUACCUAUUUACAGAUAGGUUACCCAUGACACGCCGCAAACGAGCCUUUUGGUCCCUUGUCUAUGUCUUUCUGAUCAUCAACGCUAUCUGGAUUGGCGGCUACUGGGGCAUGAAAAAGACAAGAGCCGGCCUUGACGAGACGCAGCGAUUGGAUGUGUUUGACCAUAACUAUGGAUGGUGGUGUCUCCUCUUCACGAUGUAUGGCUUCACAGACGCAACCUAUAACUGCUAUGCGUAUUGGUUUAUUGGAGCACUAAGUAACGAUCCUGCCGAGCUCUCUGUGUAUGCUGCACUUUAUCGCCUUCUCAAUGCGCUGUGUAUGGUGGUGGGAUACUCUUUGGACUACACCGGAUAUUCCAAAGAAUUCAUGUUUGGAUGUUCGUGGGCGUUCCUUGCUUUCGGCAUAAUAAGCGUCCUUCCUAUCAUCAAAUAUUGGUUGAAAGACACGAACAUGAUCGAAAUUUCGGGAGAUAUUGUUGCCACCGAAGUAUACGACGAAGUUAAGGUCCAACAUUAG